CUAGAAACAAGAACAAACUUUGCUAUGGAGCCUGUGUUGUGUCCCUGUAAUUGUAACUACAGAGGGAAAACGUUGAUACUUAGCAACAAAACAGCACUCAAGAUCUUUGAAUGGUCCCUUGCUGCUGCAUUCUGUUUCUGUUAACCACCAACCCUUUAUACAGAGCUCCAGUUUCAGGGUCAAGACAGCUCUGCUUAGAAGGACAAACAGUAUCUUAUUAAUGAACAUUGGGAUCGUGGUCUGGAGCUGAGACAGGCUUAGAUUUUCCCAGCUUAUACACCUACCCAGGCCUCCUUCCUCUGUAACAUUCAAAAUAUUUGGCUGCCAACCUUGUCAUUAAGCUGUAACAUGGGUGGAGUGUGAUUGGUGAGAGUGUACUGAGAAGGGAGGUAGGUUGUGACAAUCUUACUGGAGUUAUUUCUAGUUAAAUGCCUGGCCCACUUCUGAAGUGAUUUCCAAGCUGGAAGGAGCAUUCUGAUGAAAACAACUAGAGAGAAUAACACAGUUUUAUUUUCCAUUGGGUCUUUAAUACACACCUGAAUAUCUUACAGAAGCCAAAUAGUGCAGGGCCAGAGAGAAAUCAUGAAACACAGAGAGAGAAAUUCCAGUGCUGGCAAAGGAGAAAAUUCUUUACAUAUUUCAACUGGGUUUUGAAAUGAGAAGGAGGAUGUAGGCUACAGAUGGAGGAGAAAGCUCUGCUGUCAGUGAAAUUGUGUGAAAGAGUUACAAAGGGGACUGAGGCCAGGGAGGGGGAGUAGAGAAAAACACAUCCAGGAGUAAAUCUAUGCAGGGUCUCUAGCAAGCCAGGUAGGGGACUUUGAACUGGGUCCUGCUACGAACGGGGAGGCCACUCCGGUUGUCUGAGGAUGGGGAGAUAUGGCUGAGUCUGUUGAUUUGUAUGAAGAGUUUUGCCCACGUCCCAGGAAGAUGGCUUACCAGCAGCAAUGCAAACAGCCCUGCCUGCCUCCUCCAUGCUGUGAGACCAAGUGCACUACCAAAUGCCUGGAUCCCUGCUGCAAAGUCUGUGUGACCAAGUGUGUGACAAAAUGCGUGGAUCCCUGCUGCAAAGUCUGCGUGAAGAAGUGCACUACAUGUGUGCAUCCAUGUCCAUGCCCUCAAAAGUGCCUUCCAUGCCCUCCGUGCCUUCCAAAAUGCCCACCUGUGCAGGACUGCUGCAAAGAAAAGAAGCUCUGCGUCGGUGGUUCCGAGGGCACUAACAGAGCUUCUUUUCUUUGCAGCAGUGCUGCACAGGUGGGCAUUUUGGAAGGCACGGAGGGCACUUUUGAGGGCACGGAGGACAUGGACAACACUUUUGAGGGCACGGAAGACACUUUUGAGGGCACGGAGGACAUGGACAACACUUUUGAGGGCACGGAAGACACUUUUGAGGGCACGGAGGACAUGGACAACACUUUUGAGGGCACGGGCAUGGAUGCACGCAUGAAGAUGACUUACCAGCAGCAAUGCAAACAGACCUGCCUGCCCCCUCCUUGCUGUGUGACCAAGUGCACUACCAAAUGCCUGGAUCCCUGCUGCAAAGUCUGUGUGACCAAGUGUGUGACAAAAUGCGUGGAUCCCUGCUGUAAAGUCUGUGUGAAGAAGUGCACUACAUGCGUGCAUCCAUGCCCGUGCCCUCAAAAGUGUUGUCCAUGUCCUCCGUGCCCUCAAAAGUGUCUUCCAUGCCCUCAAAAGUGUUGUCCAUGUCCUCCGUGCCCUCAAAAGUGUUGUCCAUGUCCUCCGUGCCCUCAAAAGUGUCCUCCAUGCCCUCCGUGCCUUCCAAAAUGCCCACCUGUGCAGCACUGCUGCAAAGAAAAGAAGCUCUGUUACAGUCCUGCACAGGUGGGCAUUUUGGAAGGCACGGAGGGCAUGGACAACACUUUUGAGGGCACGGAGGACAUGGACAACACUUUUGAGGGCACGGAAGACACUUUUGAGGGCACGGAGGACAUGGACAACACUUUUGAGGGCACGGGCAUGGAUGCACGCAUCAGUGCUGCACAGGUGGGCAUUUUGGAAGGCACGGAGGGCAUGGAGGACACUUUUGAGGGCAUGGAAGACACUUUUGAGGGCACGGAGGACAUGGACAACACUUUUGAGGGCACGGAGGACAUGGACAACACUUUUGAGGGCAUGGAAGACACUUUUGAGGGCACGGAGGACAUGGACAACACUUUUGAGGGCACGGGCAUGGAUGCACGCAUGUUCAUGGGUGUCUACGAAGUUUUCAUGCUAUGUGGGUCUUUUAAAGUGAAACAGAAGAGAGAUCGAAAUGGCAGUGCUGGACAGGUGGGCAUUUUGGAAGGCACGGAGGGCAUGGAGGACACUUUUGAGGGCACGGAGGACAUGGACAACACUUUUGAGGGCACGGAGGACAUGGACAACACUUUUGAGGGCACGGAGGACAUGGACAACACUUUUGAGGGCACGGGCAUGGAUGCACGCAUGAAGAUGGCUUACCAGCAGCAGUGCAAACAGACCUGCCUGCCCCCUCCUUGCUGUGUGACCAAGUGCACUACCAAAUGCCUGGAUCCCUGCUGCAAAGUCUGUGUGACCAAGUGUGUGACAAAAUGCGUGGAUCCCUGCUGUAAAGUCUGUGUGAAGAAGUGCACUACGUGUGUGCAUCCAUGCCCGUGCCCUCAAAAGUGUUGUCCAUGUCCUCCGUGCCCUCAAAAGUGUUGUCCAUGUCCUCCGUGCCCUCCGUGCCUUCCAAAAUGCCCACCUGUGCAGGACUGCUGCAAAGAAGAGCAGCCCCUUGCAGAUAGCUGCAGUGCUGCACAGGUGGGCAUUUUGGAAGGCACGGAGGGCAUGGAGGACACUUUUGAGGGCAUGGAAGACACUUUUGAGGGCACGGAGGACAUGGACAACACUUUUGAGGGCACGGGCAUGGAUGCACGCAUAACAUUCAGCAGAAUCAGAGGCUGGUGCACUGGGGAACACUUCUCCAGAGAGAGCAUCACCAUUGCAAACCACUGCACAAAGAACAAACAUGGGGGAGGAUGCACUUUUUGCCCACGUAACAGGAAGAUGGCUUACCAGCAGCAAUGCAAACAGACCUGCCUGCCCUCUCCUUGCUGUGUGACCAAGUGCACUACCAAAUGCCUGGAUCCCUGCUGCAAAGUCUGUGUGACCAAGUGUGUGACAAAAUGCGUGGAUCCCUGCUGUAAAGUCUGUGUGAAGAAGUGCACUACGUGUGUGCAUCCAUGCCCGUGCCCUCAAAAGUGUUGUCCAUGUCCUCCGUGCCCUCAAAAGUGUUGUCCAUGUCCUCCGUGCCCUCCGUGCCUUCCAAAAUGCCCACCUGUGCAGGACUGCUGCAAAGUAAAGAAGCUCUGUUAGUGCCCACGGAACCACCGACGUCUAUGGAAUGAAAAUGAAAUACAGCCCCUCGUGCAGUAGCGCUCUCCUCACUCUGCUGGUCUAGCAUUCCUCUUGCACUGUGACAUGUAACACUUGUGGUGUAGACUCUUUAGUCUUGGUGAUUUUUCCCCUCUGGUCUCUUUUCU
Mauremys mutica (yellowpond turtle) is the source of this 3500-nucleotide messenger RNA. RefSeq lists its product as uncharacterized. NCBI's taxonomy places the organism in Eukaryota, Metazoa, Chordata, Testudines, Geoemydidae. The record is from RefSeq and is a predicted model, not a curated record. The coding region runs from base 877 to 3333 and encodes 818 amino acids. The transcript is spliced from 13 exons.